Temnothorax curvispinosus is the source of this 1198-nucleotide messenger RNA. Its product is annotated as achaete-scute complex protein T3-like. The transcript is spliced from 2 exons. The record is from RefSeq and is a predicted model, not a curated record. NCBI's taxonomy places the organism in Eukaryota, Metazoa, Arthropoda, Insecta, Hymenoptera, Formicidae. Gene Ontology annotation, molecular function: DNA-binding transcription factor activity, RNA polymerase II-specific; RNA polymerase II transcription regulatory region sequence-specific DNA binding; protein dimerization activity. Bases 258 to 1118 code for a protein of 286 amino acids. Gene Ontology annotation, biological process: regulation of transcription by RNA polymerase II. Gene Ontology annotation, cellular component: RNA polymerase II transcription regulator complex.
UCGUACCGAGAGCAUCGAGGGUGCGGAUUAAUUUUUCUUCCCACGCUUUUCUUUUCGGUCGGUCGAGUAAACCACACGCUUUUGGUCUGUUUUUUCUCAUUUUCACGAUACGCGCGUACUACGAGGUGUUAACGAGUCGCAUCGACCUCACCUCGGCAAAGUUUCUCUUCGAUACGUCGAGCAGUGUACGUCGCACGAAGGUCGCCUGGCACGCGCUGCUACAAUUCCUGCUCCCGGGUGGUGGGGGGAUUCGUGAUAUGACCUUAGUGGGGUCCAAGGAGGAGAGCAUCCUGCCCAUCAUGCUGAGUGUGCAGCAGCAGCAUCAUCACCACGGCCUUCACGCCACUUCGAGCGCGCAGACCCAUCGCGGCAACGUGAUUGUCUCCACUAAUAGCAUGCCAACCAAUAACAGUACUCUACAACACGGGUGCAAGCGAUCCAAGAUCUACGGACAAGCGACUGGACCUUACGGCACGGUACCGCAUCAGCCCGCCUCGGUGGCUAGGCGAAAUGCGCGUGAACGCAACAGGGUGAAGCAGGUGAACAACGGAUUCGCUACUCUGAGACAACACAUACCGCAGACAGUGGCGCAGGCAUUGGGAAGUAGUACUGCUGGGACUCAUGGAGGAUCCAGAGCCGGCAGCAAGAAACUAUCCAAAGUGGAAACCCUGAGGAUGGCGGUGGAAUACAUCAGGAGUCUUCAACGUCUUCUGGAGGAGCACGACGGUAGUUCCGAGUCCAGCGGGUCCACUUCUUCAACGUCCUCCAACUCAUCCGAAAAUGGAGUUAGUUCCGAUUCUAAUUCGGCAGAACUGAGACUACGAGGUGGCAUCAAUGAAAUCCAUCAUCACGGUAGUCCACAUGCAUCUGACCUUCGGCAUCAACACCUCAGGCAGAAUUCGAGUCCAACGACUUUUGUCCCGACGACAUGCUCAGAGGCGUCAAGUUCACCAACGCCAAGCUUCGUCUCUGAAACCUCGUCGGCCGGAAGUCAAGGUUACGGCACGCCUGGCACCCUUUACACGACGCAUUCCGAUAGUUACGACAAUUACGAACCGAUGAGCCCGGAAGAUGAGGAAUUGUUGGAUGUCAUCUCCUGGUGGCAGCAGAGUCAGUGAAGAUAUCGAUGUCGAUUGGCUAGGCCCCUGCGUUCUUCUGAAGCAAAGACCAAAUGCAAAAGCACGCGUGAGUCAAAAAA